Messenger RNA from Neoarius graeffei (lesser salmon catfish), 3715 nucleotides. RefSeq names its product thioredoxin-related transmembrane protein 4 (gene tmx4). Lineage: Eukaryota; Metazoa; Chordata; Actinopteri; Siluriformes; Ariidae. Bases 130 to 1062 code for a protein of 310 amino acids. The transcript has 8 exons. The record is from RefSeq and is a predicted model, not a curated record.
CAAGACACAGGAGCCGUUAUAACCAACCAGUGCCAAAGUAAUCAGGAAUUUAUAGAAGACGUGUCAUACUGACACUACGGUCUACCUAAAGAGGGCGAGGCAUUUCAGGUCUCUGACAAUCUUACAAUUAUGUGUGCUGGCAAUAUGGCGGGACAGAAGCAUCCAGGGCUGCUGAAGGUUUUCAGAAAGAUGUUUUGGUUCGGUGCAGUUUUAGCUGUUUUAGCAGUCCAGCUCCAAGAUGUCAGUGCUCAGACUGAUAGCAGUGUGCUGACAGUCGCUGACUCAAACUGGACCCUUAUUCUGGAGGGCGAGUGGAUGUUAAAAUUCUACGCCCCGUGGUGUCCAGCAUGUCAGCACAUUCAGGCGGACUGGGAGGCUUUUGCCAAACUGGGCCACAGUCUGGGAAUAUCCGUGGGGAAUGUUGAUGUCACACAACAACCAGGUCUGAGUGGGCGCUUUCUGGUCACCUCACUCCCGACUAUCUUUCAUGCUAAAGAUGGAAGUUUUAGAAGAUACAUGUCAUCACGGACCAUUGAGGAUAUCCAAGCAUACAUUGUUCAAAAAAAGUGGGAAUCUGUGGAGCCGCUGCCAGGAUGGAAAUCGCCUUCAUCUAUCUUGAUGUCAGGAAUGGCUGGUCUCUUCCGGCUGUCCGUGUGGAUACGGCAAAUCCACACGUACCUAACCAACACUGUUGGCAUUCCGUCAUGGGGCUCUUAUGUAAUCUUUGCCAUUGUCACGCUGUUCCUGGGCCUUCUCCUUGGCCUGAUGCUGGUGCUGAUCGCAGACUGCAUUUGCCCAUCUAGGCCAAAGUACAAAGAGGAUAAGACUGUUAUACUUCAGAAAGAUGAAGGCUCUGAGGACGAAGUAGACGACACCCUGACUGAAGAGAAGCACGCAUCUGACCUGGAUAAUGAGAGUGAGCUGGUGUCUGGAGAGGAGGAGUUCACCGAGGAGGAAGGAAGCCCUGGCACUGAAGCUGCAGCUGGCAGCAGUGAGCAAUCUACAGAGGCCUCCGUGAGGAAGAGGAAACCUCAGGGUCCAAACAGUCCCGAGACCACAUAACACUUCUGCACAGGCUGGAAAUCUCAAAUAGAGUUUUACACAAAUACAGAAACUCCCACAGCAAAGCUGAAUCCAGCACUGUAAGAGCUGAACACUUGUCUCCUCUUUCCUAGUCAGUGUUCUCGAUUUUAUUCAGCCCGUCCCUGUUUCUGUCAAACCUCACCUGUGGGUUUCAGUAUUUUGUGUGUGUAAAUUAGGAGAAACCUUUAAAAUAAUAUUUGCUUAUAAACAAAACUAUUGCCAAGGAUCAAUCAUACAGCAAGUGACUGUAAUGCUCUUAAAAAGAAAAAUAAUAUAAAAUGUGAUAGAUUUUAAGAAGGCUCCAAAAACCUGUUUAAUAUUUGUAUUUUGCAUUUAGGAUGUCCAUAUGCCAUUAAUGUUGCAAAUGGAAUGCUUUUUGUUUACGCCAUUUUGUGGUGUUUUUUUUUUUUAAACUUUUUUAGUUGCAACAGCUACAAGUACAUGCUUUUUACAUUCCAGGGUAUAAAACUGCUUUUGUAAAAGCUUUCAGUGAAUGUGACUGAAGGCAUCGGAUGCAGAGUAUGAGGAGAAUCGUCACCGUGAAUUAGAUCGUCAGCGAGAUGCUCAACAUCGGGGAUUUUCAAAGUUUUAUCAGUCAGGGACCCUUUUAACUCAGCAGGUUUAUUUUACAAACAGACAAUUAAAAAAAAGUGUGUAUAAGUUUAUGUAAUUGGAUACAGAGGAGGUUUUUUUUUUUUUUUUUUUUUUUUUUGUUGUUCUCCCUAUCCCCAGAAUCCAGCUGACAUUAUUUCUAGGCAUAAUAGGUGGAUUCUGGCUUCUACUACUAUAACAAAACUAGAAAACCACAGCCCCCCCCCCCCCCCCCCCCCCCGAUUGUGCUUUGCAAACCUGUUUGAACCACAUUGAGAACCUCAACUCUGUAUGGUGCUUUGAGUUGUUCCAUGUCUAAGUAUUAAAACAAAUCUGCUUAUUAUGUAGUCUUAAUGGCCUAGCGCUGCGAAUAGGUCUUAUGCAUUCGUUAGCUUAAUUGAAAAUUGAGACCAUGUAGUUUACCAUACAGUAUGCAAUACUCCGUAAACAAUGGUGACGUCAGGCCAUUACUUUUGUUGUAUGUAGACUUGUGUGAUAGAUCUUUUCCCUACUUGUGAGUCACCGUUUGCCAUCCAGAACCAACAGGAAACCAAGCAUUUUAGGUUUAAGGAGGGUAGGGAAUGGUGCAGUAAUAUCCUCAGCUGUGCAGUCAGGAACUGCAUGCUGCUGUUGAGCUGAAUUCUCCCCAGCAGAAUCCGACAUUCCUUCGUGCACACGUGUUACGAACUAAGCACAGCAGUGCUGCAUAUUUACUGCUAUUCUCUUGGUAGGUUCCAGGGCUUUUAUAUUUUCCCUUAACUGUUCUAUGCUGUAAUCUGCAGAACUACACGAAAAGAAAACAAGGACCAUUACAAUGAUGCCAAACUUUAUCUCAUGAUCUGAAGACUUGGUGUUGGUGUGGUAUUUUGCUCAAUCUGGCAGAAUCCGAUUCACCUUCGCAUGCAUUUGUGCACCACAGUAGCUUAUUUCUAAUAAUAGAAGAAGAAAUCUUUGUCACAUGCGCUGUGAAAUUCAUCCUCUGCAUUUAACCCAUCUGAAGCAGUGAACACACGUGUGUACGCGCGCGCACACCCAGAGCAGUGGGCAGCUACACUAGAGCACCUGGGGAGCAGUCAGGGGUUAGGUACCUUGCUCAAGGACACUUCAGCCCAAGGCCGCCCUACAUUAACCUAACUGCAUGUCUUUGGGGGAAACUGGAGCACCCGGAGGAAACCCACGCAGACACUGGGAGAACAUGCAGACUCCACACAGAAAGGCCCUCGCCGGCCACUGGGUUCGAACCCGGAACCUUCUUGCUGUGAGGCAACAGUGCUAACCACUACGCCACCAUGCCGCCCAUAAUAUCUUAUGUUCUCAACAAAAGCAACGCAAAUCUUGAAUAAUAUUGAAUAUGCAGCAUCAGUGUGCCUGCUGUGUACCAGCAAAUGGGAGUCGGAAUCCAGCGAACACCUGCAGUUGAAAUCAUGAAGGGAGGGGAACCAAACUGGAUGGUGGAUUUUAGGGGAUUCUGAUAUGGGGCUAUUUUGAUAUUGGAAAUUUGCACGGGUGUUUUCAAAUCAGUUCAGAUUAAUGUCAAUUGGCUCAUCUCCAGUUUUACUGGGGGAGAAAAAGACUGCUUUGCUGGCAUGUAUGUAAGUGAUGACUCAUACUAGCGUAUUCUGGUGUUAAAUUGUGGAGCUGCUAUGAAGAAAAGGUGUAAAGGUUGGCAGGUCUGGUAGUAUAGCAGUGUGUAAUGUGUAUCGCACAAGCCUCCUAUGUGGAAAAGGUAAUGCUUUAAAAAAAAAAAAAGCACUGUCUCAAAUAUUUACUGGGUAUUUGUGGAUGUUGUGUGUAUUGGAUUAGGAUGUGUUGUGGGUUUUUUUGCAAAAUAUGGGGAAGUUAUUUUUAAAGCAAUGAACAUUUGAAUUGAAUGAAGGAAUUUUAGAAUUUGGUAGAUGAUGAUGAUGAUGAUGAUUAUGUCCACUUCCAGUAAUUCUGGAGGACUUAAUUGACAUAAAUUAUGCAAUGUUUGAGUGAUGCUAUGACAUGCUGUCAUUUUAUACAAUUGACUGUUAAUUUGGACUAUAAACUGUUAAUCAUG